GAGAAGCGAUCGCGAGAAAAAAAAUGCAACCUCCCAAAAUAAAGAGCAAAGAUUGCAUUAGGAGCGAACAGCGCUGCAGAUAUAGAUGGCAGCUUCGUGUCAGUGAGUUUGCGUCCCCCUUCCUCAUCCACGAGCUGGAGUGAUUAGAGCCCUGGAAGGGAAUUGUUACUCCCGUGAAGUCCCCUUUUCCUGGCAGUCAUCUGCACUGUACACGCUGGAUCCCUCUCUCCAUCCACCCCACGCACUCUCUCCUCUCCCAUCUCCUCUCUCCCUCUCUCCUGCAUUGAUUUUUUUUUUUCUCCUUUUUUUAGUUGACUGAAACAAAACAAAACAAAAGGGCCACUGGAUGUCUGCCUUCCUGGGGGGUGAGCCAGACAGACUGACAAACAAACAGACCCAACUGAGCUCGGGGGAGGGUUUCUCCUCCCGUUUUGCCCGGCAGCAGCAGCAUGGACGUGUUGGCUAGUUAUAGUAUAUUCCAGGAGCUACAACUUGUCCACGACACCGGCUACUUCUCAGCUUUGCCAUCCCUGGAGGAGACCUGGCAGCAGACAUGCCUUGAGUUGGAACGCUACCUCCAGACAGAACCCCGGAGGAUCUCGGAGACCUUUGGUGAAGACUUGGACUGUUUCCUCCAUGCCUCUCCUCCCCCGUGCAUCGAGGAAAGCUUCCGGCGCUUAGACCCUCUGCUGCUCCCAGUGGAAGCCACCAUCUGUGAGAAGAGCUCUGCAGUGGACAUUUUGCUCUCUCGGGACAAGUUGCUAUCUGAGACCUGCCUCAGUCUCCAGCCAACCAGCUCUUCUCUAGAUAGCUACACAGCCGUCAACCAGGCCCAGCUCAACGCAGUGACCUCAUUAACGCCCCCCUCAUCCCCUGAGCUCAGCCGCCAUCUGGUCAAAACCUCACAGACUCUUUCAGCCGUGGAUGGCACGGUGACGUUGAAACUGGUGGCCAAGAAGGCUGCCCUCAGCUCAGUGAAGGUGGGAGGGGUGGCAGCAGCAGCAGCAGCCGUGACGCCAGCUGGGGCAGUUAAGAGUGGACAGAGCGACAGUGAACAAGGAGGGGUUGUGGCUGACACGUGCCCCGAAAACAAGAAGAGGGUCCACCGCUGUCAGUUUAACGGGUGCCGGAAAGUUUAUACAAAAAGCUCCCACUUAAAGGCCCACCAGAGGACUCACACAGGUGAGAAGCCUUACAAGUGCUCAUGGGAAGGAUGCGAGUGGCGUUUUGCACGGAGCGAUGAGCUCACAAGGCACUACAGGAAACACACAGGUGCAAAGCCCUUUAAAUGCAACCACUGCGACAGGUGUUUCUCCAGGUCUGACCAUCUUGCCCUCCAUAUGAAGAGACAUAUCUAAAAAAAAAACCUAAAGGCCAGAGUUGGCCGUGGCAUCGGCCAUUGUCCGAAGGAAAUGCCGUAAGGCAGAGGGCUGGACUUCAGACGAGGAACACUGCCUCGCAGAAGAAAGUUCUCGCUUACAAACCUCUGUGUACACACAUGUACACUCACACGUACACACACCCUCUCACACACAGACCCACACACAUACCCACUGUCAUGCACUCAACUAUAUUUAAAAUAUAUACAUCUAUUCCUUAUGCCUUCCCUAGCCAGAUGGUAGAAGAAGACAAAGAAGAAGGAAGCCAGGUGAACUCAGCAAGGCACGCUGGCUGCUGACUUCAGUCCUAUUGGAAUUACUUCCUGCUGUUGCCAAUGGAAAUCCAAGCAAAUGGAUGUGAUGUCUCCACAGUGGACGGCAGUACGAGGGGCUCACCUAACUUGCUUCUCAGUGCAACUUGAUAGGAUAAUACAACAUCUUACAGUUGCAUAUGCGUAGCACUAAUGUUUCUUUCUAAAUGGUUGGGGGAAAACAACCUAGAAAACCAAAUUGCAGUUUGGUAGCCAAAAUUAACUCCUGGUUUAUUUGUCCUUUGUGUGUGAAAAGUCCUACUAUUCCCGUGCGUCAGACUUCCUCACAGAACUGUCGGUUGGUUUUGGUUCUUUCUAGUACCAUUGAGAUCUUUCGAGUUGAUAAACGGCCUUAGUGGCGGCAGACUCUGGAUUCACACCUUACACCUUUCUGGCCUGCGUCUCUCUAGACUUCACCCUCAAGGGAGGAGUUUUCUUUUCUUACUUUUUUGACUCUCGCACAUCAUAUGCACUAGGGAUUCUGGAAACUUCUAGCAUGACUGCAAAGUGGCCAAGAGAAUAAAGUCCUUGAUGAUAAAUCACAGUAUAUCCCUUGAGCCUCACCUUAUUGCCAGUGCUAGAUUUUUUCUUUUUAAAAUCUCUCUGUUUUUUGCUAAUGAAAACUUGAAAAAGCUUAUUUGGAAGCUUAAAUGUUUUAUCUUUUCUCCAUGGACUAAACCUCUCCAGGACUCUCUCGGCACCUGGAUGUCCAGCUCUCGAACCAGCCAAUCAGACGGGACAUCACAGUUCUCUCAUCCUCCCUGAGGCAUGAUGACCUCAGCUCGUAGUGAGCAGCCACUGUCAUUGCUACCCUAUAACCAGUUACAGCGUAGAUGUUGCUAGUCUCAAAGGGCAGCUGCGUAUUUAAUCUAACUCUGGGUUAUGACCUGACAAAAAGCCAAAAAUAUCACUCUUUCCAGGAGUGGGGAAAUCUGAGGAUGCCUCCCAAGUCUAGAGGCUUCACAAAACAUCACCCUGCCCUUCCCUCUCAUACCCACUGAACUCAUGUUACCCACUUGUUAAAAUACACAGUUCAGAGCACCACAGUGGGAAUGACCAUUAAGGAAGGGGUGACGGUAUCUCUCUUGUGAUGUGUCUAGGGUUAUUUUUUAUUUGAUUUUUUUUUUUUUGGCUAGGCCCACCAUGACUCGUGACCUAGAGCACCCAGGAUCAGCAGAGGUCUCACGUUUACUCUGCAAGUUGACUCCAAGGGGGUUACAUUGCUCACUUGUCAUCCCACACACACGUCCAAUGUUGGUCUUUAUCUUCCCACAUUCUUAGCUAGCUGGCACUGGCCUCAACUCCAAAGACUGCCUUUAGGACCAUUAAAUGGCCUAUGCAAGCAAGCGGGGUGGUUAUUAAGACAGAUUGUAUAUUUUGUAUAUUCUGGGACCAUCCCUUCAAGACACACGUCUAACAAACAAAAAUGGCAUUUGGUCCACACAUGGUUGCUGCUCCUUCAUUCCAGCUGGCUCCCUCCUGCCCUCCUUUGACUGUUUGACUCACUGACUGUUAAAAUGCCACCCCAGACAUAUUUGGGAUGCAAAACUGAAGUCUUUUCAAGGAAAUAAUAAUGUAAGCAACACAAACACAUAUACGACAGCAAUCUUCGAGAUCCUUGGUACUUGGGUUCUCAGCUUUCUGCAACUUUUGUUUUCACUGAAAUGUUGAAACUACUCGUCUGAGGGUAAAGGUACCUGUGUCACAAAUGCUGUAGCUGCCAGUGGACACUUGAGGUGUUUCGAGGUCUGGCCCUUCUUUUUUCUUUCACAAUUUUUCAAUUUAGACCAAAAAA
Molecule: messenger RNA, 3485 nt
Organism: Nannospalax galili (Upper Galilee mountains blind mole rat)
Lineage: Eukaryota; Metazoa; Chordata; Mammalia; Rodentia; Spalacidae
Gene: Klf7
Product: Kruppel like factor 7
Exons: 4
Coding region: 450-1358 (302 amino acids)
Biological process (GO): regulation of transcription by RNA polymerase II
Molecular function (GO): RNA polymerase II cis-regulatory region sequence-specific DNA binding; DNA-binding transcription factor activity, RNA polymerase II-specific
Source: RefSeq, a predicted model, not a curated record